AUGGGUGACACUGGUGCCAGUAGUGUGCUCGUACAGGAUUCAUCCAAUGUGAUGAAAAGCAGUCCCGGUGGUAAUCGUGGGUUAGAAUCGAGCAAAUGCAGACGAAACCGGACUUUGGAUUGGCGAAAUGGAGUCGCGGGAGGUGUUGCAGGCUGCGCAGCCAAGACCAUUGUUGCUCCAAUGGAGCGAAUCAAGAUUCUAUUUCAAACGUCGAAUCCGCAUUUCCUGCGGUAUUCAACCCGGUGGAAUGGUUUAAUCGAGGCUGUCAGUCACAUUCGGACAUCGCAUGGGAUAUAUGCGCUCUUUAAAGGUCACGCGGCCAGCCUGAUCCGCGUUUUCCCGUACGCUGGUAUCAACUUUCUCGCGUACGAACAACUCCAAUGUGCAAUCAUCGUAUCACCCCAGACCGACACCCCAUAUCAUCGAUUCUUUUGCGGGAGUACGGCGGGUGCUAUUGCUACCGUCUUCACAUAUCCUCUUGAGUUGAUCCGCAUCCGUCUUGCUUUUGAAACAGAACAGAGCAAAAAUUCCUCUUGGUUCAGGAUCUGUCGAAAGAUUUACUUUGAAAGCGGCGGUAAAGGUAGCCCAUUAAAUCUUUAUCAAGGAAUUGGCCCGACUAUGCUAGGCAUACUUCCCUAUGCGGGCACAUCAUUCGUAACCCAUGAUUUAAUGAGGGAACAGCUGCGCUCACCUUUCUUUGCACCUUAUACUCUUGAAAAGGGAUCAUCAACUCGACUGACCGCAGUUGCGCAGCUUUGUUGCGGAGCAAUCGCUGGCAUUGUUGCUCAAACGGUUGCGUAUCCAAUCGAUAUCCUUCGGCGACGAAUGCAAGUCGGAAGAGUGGUUGGUAGCAGAUCAGGAGUUUUAGAGACAGCUCGUCGCGUAGUUCUAGAGAGAGGAGUCAGGGGUUUCUAUGUUGGCCUGACAAUUGGCUACGUGAAAAUGGCUCCCAUGGCGGCGACGAGUUUCUAUGUCUAUGAUCGAAUGAAGCGAUUGUUGGGCAUUAUCGAAUAA
This is a messenger RNA of Aspergillus pseudonomiae, 1014 nucleotides long. RefSeq names its product mitochondrial carrier domain-containing protein. Bases 1 to 1014 code for a protein of 337 amino acids. The record is from RefSeq and is a predicted model, not a curated record. The transcript has 2 exons. Gene Ontology annotation, biological process: transmembrane transport. Gene Ontology annotation, cellular component: mitochondrial inner membrane. NCBI's taxonomy places the organism in Eukaryota, Fungi, Ascomycota, Eurotiomycetes, Eurotiales, Aspergillaceae.